Peniophora sp. CBMAI 1063 is the source of this 2568-nucleotide messenger RNA. NCBI's taxonomy places the organism in Eukaryota, Fungi, Basidiomycota, Agaricomycetes, Russulales, Peniophoraceae. The record is from the annotation of a GenBank genome assembly.
AUGUCUCCUACCCAAGACCAGUGUCAUGCACCCGACAGCCCGGUGGCGCCAUCCGCGAAGAGUCGACUCGAAAUCAGUGACAGUGCCAAAGAUGGCAUGAAGGGCGCGGUUAAGGUGGCUACCCUGGCGCUCGGUAUGACUGCGCAAGCCACACAGAACAUACCGUAUUUGGGCGCCAUAUCGACUGCACUCACAGAGUUCAUGAAAAUCCAAGAUGAGGUCGAUCAGUGCAAGGACGAAUGUAAGGCGACGAUGGCCCAUGCCAAAGAAAUGAAGAGGAUGGUCGAACGGUUCCGGGACAAGUGCAUCGAGUCCGGACGGGGUGAGGGCGCAUUGAACACUUCCCUUCGCGAUGCCUUUUCCGAGCUUGAAGAGAUUGUGCUCGAGUGCAUCUUGACUCUUCAGAAGUGCAAGGUCGAUCCCAAGCGAAAGCGCGAUCGCGUCCGCCUGUACUUGAAGCGAUCCGAUCUCGCCAAGUCGGUCAAGGAGUGUUCUUCCAAGUUAGCGAAGGCGGUUCAGCAGUUCAACACAACUCUGCAAGUCGACCAGGUCAUCAUCUUGGAGGAUAUGCGACUCACCCUCAACAAUAUCCGCGAGACGCAGACUUCUGGCGUAUCUCAAGUUAAAACGCCUGUAGUAUCGUCCAAGUGGCGGCUGCGUGCUGCGAACUCCAUCUUUCACGGCCGCGAAGCAGAGGUGAAGACGGCUGUCGAUCUCUUCACUCGCCGAGCACCUGCCCGUGUAGCCGUCUUAGGCCCCGGUGGUAUAGGAAAGACUUCCGUCGCUUUGGCAAUCCUGCACGACCCCGCAGUAAGGGCGCUUUACGACGAUCGGCGUUGCUUCAUGUCGUGCGAAGCCACCACGACUGCCGAUGCCGUCGUGCGUUCUCUCGCAGACGCUCUGGGGGGUUCUAUCGCAGACAAUAGCUCGUUUGAGGCCGCAUGUCAUCGUUUAUUCUCUCAGUUGGAGACAAUGUCGGGGAUUAUCUGCCUAGACAACUUGGAAACACCUCUCGAUGCCGAUAAGCCUGCGCUCGAGGUGCUAUUGAACGAGAUCGCUGCGCUGCCCUCGAUCGCUCUAUUGAUCACGAGCCGUGAUACGAGCAUACCGACUAUCAAAUGGACGUCACCUCCCCUCCCCCACAUUCAGCCCUUCUCCCCGGAAGCUGCUCUCGCAACCUGGGACGACAUAUGUGAUCAGCACGACGAAUACGCCAUGAAGCUCGUCGAUGCGGUUGACUCUAUGCCACUAGCGGUCACUCUGCUCGCGCGCAUGGCCGCUGUUGAGGGAAGUGCGAAGCGGAUCUGGGAUCGCUGGGAGAAGGAGCACAUCGACCUCGUUCGCACAGGUGGGAAGAAGCACCGUUUGUAUAGCGUCGCUGAAUCGAUAGACCUGUCACUUCGUGCUCUGAGCGACCGAAACGCGGUCAUUGACGUACUCUGUAUCAUCUGCCUCUUCCCGGAGGGGCUUUGGGAGGGAUACAUACCGCGAUUGGAAUCCGCGUUCAGGGAUCAUUCAAUGUCUGUCAGUCAUUAUUUGGCAGAACUAAGGCAGUUCAGUCUAAUCUAUGUCGAGGAACCCCCGCGGGGUUGGCUGUCUGAGAUUACUCGCUUCUACACACUCUCACCCAUCCGUCACCAUAUUCUGCAGCACUACCUAUCCGAUGACAUGUUCAUCACUCUCGCUGAUCACGCGGUCAAACACUCUUGGGCUUCCGAUGGUCUUUGGGAGCUGGGCCUGGGUCGCAUAGGGCCCUGUCGCGAUCAUUGUCUUCGCCUAGCGAUGUUGCAACCAUCUCGCAUAGACCAAGCUGCACUGCUCUUACAAGCUCUCGACGAGACCGAGUCUCGCGGACUUGAGCCUCGAACACAGGCAAAUAUUCUUCGCCAGUUGGGGCUUGUCUUGUCGAAGCGUCAGGGUGGACUCACGGAUGCCAGAGCCAUGUAUGAAAGGGCUGUCAGGAUCCACGAACAGCUGGGAGAAAAAUGCGACCUGUUCUCGGACUGGGUGGAAUGGAUUCGAACUUGUCUUGGCGAGUCUGAUGAGAAUGGAGGGCUGUGCGAACCCCUCGAAGACAUGCAAGGAGCCAUCUCAACAGCUUGGAGAAGUGGUCGCGAUGCGUCCAUAUGGGGCUCAGACGGAUCCCUCUUCAACGAGUACAGGAUUGUGGCGAACGCGCAACACAUGGUCAAUGAGGAACGACGCAGGCUAGACAUGUCCAUCAUCCAUCGCAGUGGGUUGUACUCGGACAGCACGUCCACGGCGAAUCUGCACGCCGGCCAUGGGUUCUGGGGUCAGGAGAAGGAAUGUUUUAUUCGAUUGCUACAGGAGUCAGCUCCGCCUUGGGAUCUUGCCUUGAUACUCGAAACACAUCGUACGCUCGGGCACGUCAGGACCGCACUGCCGCACAGCGAGACAGACGUGGAGGAUUCUGAACAGGCGAAGGAUUUUGAUGCGGAGGAGCGGGAAAGUGGUGACGGGCGGGGUGGGGAUGCGGAGGGUGAUGGCGAGGAGCGAACGCGAGAGCCCGCCAAGCCUGCGUAUCAAGGUGGUCGGUCCGAAGACUGA